GGUCAUAGGUUAAAUAUUGCUUGAAUGAGAUGCAGGAAGAUAUUUUCAUUUCAACAUUUGAGUGAGAGAAAUGUCGUCUCUUAUCCCACCGACGAUCUUUUCGUUUUUAUUGUGUUUUGCGGCGAUUUACUGUACUGCCAAGAAUGUCUUACCAUCAGAAGAGGAUUAUUAUUUCCUAUUUAAAACAUUUGUCAAGAAAUACAACAAAUCGUAUAUAAACGACACAGCGGAGUUCAAUCAUAGGUUUAUUAUAUUCAAGCAAAAUGUGAAAAAAGUGUCAACGAUGGAAGUCUUUUCUGAUGGUGCACAGUUUGGAAUCACAAAAUUUUCAGAUCUUACAGAAAAAGAAUUUACAGAACAAUACUUGAAAGGAUUGAAAGGCAAGCAUCCCCUUCUCAAGUCAAGCCAACAACCUCUAAAUUCCACCACACCAAUGCAGAAUAUCCGUAAAUUGAAAAUCCCACCUGUUGUCGAUUGGAGGAAAUCCAGAGCCGUCACAAAAGUGAAGAAUCAGGGAUCAUGUGGAGCUUGUUGGGCAUUCAGCUGUGUUGAGACAAUGGAGAGUAUGUACGCCAUUAUGAAGAAUAUAUCUGCCCCAGAAUUAUCCGUACAGGAAGUGAUUGACUGUACUGGGGAAAGUCUGGGAUGCCGUGGUGGAGACACAUGUUCUACAUUAAGAUGGCUACAACAGAAGAACCAGACAGUGGUCUAUGAACCUGCUUAUCCUCUCAAAGACAUCGAUGAAUCAUGCCGUCCUAUUAAAAAAGAUGCCCCAGGUGCUCAAGUGAUAGAAUCUACCUGUGACAACUUUGUUGGAAGAGAAGAGAAAAUGUUGCUCCAUCUUGCCCAAAACGGUCCAUUGGUCACUGCAGUGGACGCCUCAACUUGGUCCAACUACCAGGAAGGGAUCAUUCGAUACCACUGUGAGACCUCUAACAAUCAUGCUGUCCAAAUUGUUGGCUAUAACACAUCAGGUGAAGUACCAUAUUACAUUGUGAGAAACUCUUGGGGUAGUGACUUUGGUAUCGCUGGUUACCUUCACAUUGCUGUUGGAAGCAACCUUUGUGGUUUGGCCCAAGAAGUAUCAACGCUACAGAUCAAAAUUGUAUGAACUAAAGACAGGAGACCUGUUCCAGCACUAAAACAUAUCAGUUACUGAAGUUUAACCAAUAUUUGGGUGUCGCGAAACAUAGUUUUGUAUCAUAAUGAUUUAAAAUUAUUAUUAUUAUUAUUACUAUUAAUAAUAAUAAUAAUAAUAAUAAUAAUAUAAUAAUAAUGAUUAAACUUUUUUUAUAUAAACUUAAAAUAUAAAACGAAUAAAAAAAUAUUCAACUUUUGUAGCUUUGUCAGAAAAUCAGACUCCAUUUUUCUCACAACAUAUCAUUAUGAAAACAUGAACAGUAUGAUAGCAAUAAAAACAUUAAAAAAAUCAAAAGAUCAAUGACAAUAUUAUAAAAGAAAUAACAAAUAAAUUUUGGUAUUAAAUGAAGUUACUCAACAGAAUGACAAUUAUAGGUUUCUUUUGAUGCCAUGCACCGAUAUUUUUAUGACCAAUUUCAUAUGUCUCUUUGCAGUAAAAAAUGGCUGUUUUUGUAAAUUUCCAAUCUUUUUUGGUUUUUUUUUUUGAGUCAGUUUUUCAGAAUAUUUAAUUUUAUAUAAUUAUUAAAAA
Molecule: messenger RNA, 1669 nt
Organism: Octopus sinensis (East Asian common octopus)
Lineage: Eukaryota; Metazoa; Mollusca; Cephalopoda; Octopoda; Octopodidae
Product: cathepsin O
Exons: 9
Coding region: 71-1111 (346 amino acids)
Cellular component (GO): lysosome
Molecular function (GO): cysteine-type endopeptidase activity
Source: RefSeq, a predicted model, not a curated record